Papilio xuthus (Asian swallowtail) is the source of this 2956-nucleotide messenger RNA. It is a transcript of the gene alpha-Cat, whose product is annotated as catenin alpha. NCBI's taxonomy places the organism in Eukaryota, Metazoa, Arthropoda, Insecta, Lepidoptera, Papilionidae. Gene Ontology annotation, molecular function: beta-catenin binding; actin filament binding; cadherin binding. The transcript has 24 exons. The record is from RefSeq and is a predicted model, not a curated record. Gene Ontology annotation, biological process: cell migration; cell-cell adhesion. Gene Ontology annotation, cellular component: adherens junction; catenin complex. Bases 152 to 2917 code for a protein of 921 amino acids.
CACACCUUAUUGAUACGGUUUGAGUGUUUUUAUUGCUUUUCUGUGUUAUUUUUUAUGAAAUAAAGUGAAUAAUCGUGUUUAAAGCAGUUAUUUUAGUGAUUGAAUUGUUUAUUUGUGCUUAUUUGAAAAAGGAUUAUUGAAUUAGUAAGAGAUGGCAGCCCUAACAGAUCCUUAUGGUACAACUGGACAGCUAACAUUGAAGUGGGAUCCCAAGAACUUGGAGAUCAGAACAACAUCGGUGGAGCGCACUUUGGAGCCUCUUGUACUGCAAGUGACUACACUUGUUAACAGCAAGGAUAAGACAGCUAAGAAGAAGAGACCGGGUAAAUCUAAGCGUGCAAGUGCUCUAGUUGCAACAGUGGAGCGAGCCACUGAGAUCUUCAUUGAACGUGGUCAGACCAUAGCUUAUGAGAAUCCAGAGAUUACUCAGGAGAUGCUUGCUGCUGUGGAGGAGGUCAGGAAAGCUGGUGCGGCGAUGUCUCUCGCUGCGCGUGAGUUCUCCGAGGAGCCGUGCGCGUCAGCAGUGCGCAGCGCGAUGGUGCGAGCUGCGCGUGCGCUGCUCUCCGCCGUCACACGUCUCCUCAUCCUGGCUGAUAUGGUGGAUGUACAUCUUCUCCUCGCUAAGCUUAGAGCUGUGGAAACUGAUCUGGAUAAGCUGAAGUCAGCAUCAUCACAAUCAGAGCUGGUGGAAUCAGCUCGUCAGUUCGGGCGCUCAGCUAACGAGCUGGCCGCGCAGGCAGCUAAGCGUCAGAAGGAGUUGAAAGAACCAAGGAUGAAGGAUGAACUGGCAGCGGCAAGAGCUGUGCUGAAGAAGCACUCUACUAUGCUGCUCACAGCUUCCAAGGUAUAUGUGCGUCACCCGGAGCUGGCCGCUGCUAAAGCUAACAGGGACUUUGUUCUGCGCGCUGUUUGCUCAGCGGUAGACACCAUAUCAGCUGUCGCACAAGGACGACCGCUGCCAGCUGGGGCCAACAAUCGCCCUCCUAUUGAAGGUCCCGGGGAAUUGGCUCAAGCGCUCGAUGAUUUUGAUGAGCGCAUGGUGAUGGAGCCUCUCGCGUACUCUGAACUGCGCACGCGACCCUCGCUGGAGGAGCGACUGGAGUCCAUCAUCAGCGGCGCUGCACUCAUGGCUGAUAGUUCCUGCACCAGGGACGAGAGACGCGAGCGCAUCGUGGCGGAGUGCAACGCGGUGAGACAGGCGCUUCAGGAGUUGUUACACGAGUACAUGACCAAUGCAGGUAAAGCUGAGCAGUCUGAGGGUCUGGAGCGUGCUAUAGAACAUAUGUGCCGUAAGACGCGCGACUUGCGUCGUCAACUGCGCAAGGCGGUCGUCGACCACGUCUCUGAUAGCUUUUUGGAGACGAAUGUACCUCUCCUGGUGCUGAUGGAGGCAGCUCGCAAUGGCAAUGAGAAGGAAGUGGAGGAGUACGCCAUUGUGUUCACUGAACAUGCCAACAAACUGGUCGAGGUGGCGAACUUAGUCUGCUCAAUGUCAAACAAUGAAGACGGCGUGAAGAUGGUGCGUCAUGCAGCCGCGCAGAUAGAGGCGCUCUGUCCACAGGUGAUAAACGCAGCUCGUGUGCUGGGCGCGAGGUGCAGGUCUCGCGUGGCUCAGGACAACGGCGCUGCGUUCGCGGCCGCCUGGGACGCCGCGGUGCGCCUGCUGACGCUCGCCGUCGAUGACGUCACCACUAUUGAUGACUUCCUUGCUGUUAGCGAGAAUCAUAUCCUGGAGGACGUGAACAAAUGUGUGGUGGCGCUGCAAGAGGGAGAUCCUGACUCCUUGGAGAGAACUGCUGGUGCUAUACGUGGGAGAGCGGCAAGGGUAUGUUCUGUGGUGACACAAGAGAUGGACAACUACGAGCCUUGUAUCUACACCAAGCGAGUUCUUGAAGCUGUCACCGUGCUGAGAGACCAGGUGAUGUCAAAGUUCGCAGUGCGCGUGGACGCAGCUGUGUCUGCUCUGGGCAGCGGCGCAGGCGCAGGUCUGGAUGAGAACGACUUCAUAGAUGCUUCCCGUUUGGUCUACGAUGGGGUCAGAGAGAUCAGACGUGCGGUGUUGAUGAACCGGACAAGCGAUGAUCUUGACACUGACACCGAAUUUGAACCAGUUGAAGACAUGACCAUGGAGACGAGGAGUAGAUCGAGCGCCCAUACUGGGGAGCACGGAGUCGAUGAAUAUCCUGAUAUUAGUGGAAUUACUAAUGCUAGGGAAGCGAUGCGUAAAAUGACAGAAGAAGACAAGCGCAAGAUCCUGCAGCAAGUGGAACUGUUCAGGCGCGAGAAGAUGACUUUCGACAACGAGGUCGCCAAGUGGGAUGAUGCUGGCAACGACAUCAUCAUGUUGGCUAAACAUAUGUGCAUGAUUAUGCUCGAAAUGACGGACUUUACGAGAGGUCGUGGUCCACUCAAGACCACGAUGGACGUCAUCAACGCAGCUAAGAAGAUAUCAGAGGCCGGCACAAAAUUGGAUAAACUGACUAGAGAGAUUGCUGAACAGUGUCCGGAAUCAUCGACCAAACAAGAUCUGCUGGCGUACUUGCAGCGUAUAGCUCUCUACUGUCACCAGAUACAGAUCACCAGCAAGGUGAAGGCAGACGUGCAGAAUAUAUCUGGAGAGCUGAUCGUCAGUGGAUUGGACAGCGCAACAUCACUGAUACAAGCAGCUAAGAACUUGAUGAACGCGGUUGUGUUGACUGUGAAGGCGUCAUACGUCGCCUCCACAAAGUACACGAGACAGGGAACCAUCGCUUCCCCGAUAGUUGUGUGGCGCAUGAAGGCUCCGGAGAAGAAGCCGCUGAUACGUCCCGAGCGGCCGGAGGAGGUGCGCGCCAAAGUGCGCCGCGGCAGUCAGAAGAAGCAGCCCAGCCCGGUGAGGGCGCUCGCAGAGUUCCAGAGCCCCGCUGAGAAUGUUUAGAUGACGAAAAGAGAACAGUCAAGAAAUAAAAAGAACAUA